CGUGCUUUUUUUGGGGGGGGGGCCGCAGUCGAAGCAUGUCUGGGAUACUAAAGCUGCUGGACGUGCGCUGGAGCAGGCCCGUCGUGGCACAUCUGCAGCCCGUCGUGGCACGUCUGCAGCCCGUCAGGACUUUCCGCUGCACCACUGCAAGACAAGAUGAGCAAAGCGAGGCGUCCACCGUGCUGGGCAAGCGCUGGAAGGACACGGCGGAGACGGUGGUGAUCGGCGGCGGCUGCGUGGGCGCCAGCCUGGCGUACCACCUGGCCAAGGCCGGCAUGAAGGACGUGGUGCUGCUGGAGAAGUCCGAGCUGACCGCCGGGUCCACCUGGCACGCGGCCGGCCUGACCACGUACUACCACCCGGGCAUCAACCUGAAGAAAGUCCACUACGACAGCAUCAAACUCUACGAGCGCUUGGAGGCCGAGACCGGACAGGCGGUGGGCUUCCACCAGCCGGGCAGCGUCCGCAUCGCCUCCACGUCGGCCCGGGUGGACGAGAUGAGAUACCAGAUGACCCGCACACACUGGCAUGUGACCUCCCAGUCCAUGAUCGGACCUGAGGAAGUCCACCAACUCUUCCCUCUGCUCAACAUGGACAAGGUCUUGGCGGGCCUGUACACUGCGGGAGACGGCCACAUCGACCCUUACUCCCUGACCAUGGCCCUGGCUGCGGGGGCUCGCAUGUACGGCGCCCAGAUCUACAACCCGGCGCCCGUCACGGGCCUCCAGCCCACCGCCGACGGCAAGUGGGACGUCCAGACGCCGCACGGAACCAUCCGGGCCGAUCGCAUCGUCAACGCCACAGGUUUUUGGGCGCGGGAGGUGGGCAAAAUGAUCGGAUUCGAGCACCCUACCAUCCCGGUGCACCACCAGUACGUGGUGACGGCGACAGUGCCGGAGGUGAAGGCUCUGAAGAAGGAGCUGCCAGUCAUCCGAGACCUGGAGGGUUCCUACUACCUCCGCCAGGAAAGGGACGGCCUCCUGUUCGGACCCUACGAGCAAAUGGAGAAGAUGGUCCUGCAGGACUCUUGGGUCAGGGACGGAGUACCCCCUGGUUUUGGCAAGGAGCUGUUUGAGUCGGACCUGGACCGGAUCAUGGAGCACGUGGAGAUGGCCAUGGAGAUGGUCCCCGUGCUUAAGAAGGCCGACAUCAUCAACAUCGUGUCCGGCCCCAUCACCUACACCCCGGACCUGCUGCCCAUGGUGGGACCCCAUCAGGGGGUCCGCAACUACUGGACCGCCAUCGGAUUCGGGUACGGAGUCAUCCACGCCGGCGGGAUCGGCAAGUUCCUGAGUGACUGGAUCACCAGCGGCGAGCCUCCCUACGACCUCAUCGAGUGCGACCCCAACCGCUACGGCAAGUGGGCCGACGUGCCCUUCAUGUGCGCCAAGGCCAGAGAAUCCUACGGCUUCAACAACGUGGUGGGUUACCCCAAAGAGGAGCGCUUCGCCGGCCGACCGACGGAGCGUGUGAGUGGUGUGUACCACCUGCUGAAGGACCAAGCAUCUAUGGGCUUCCACGCUGGCUGGGAACAACCUCACUGGUUCUACAAGGAGGGAGACCACACACAAUACAAGCCCAGUUUCAGGCGCACCAACUGGUUUGGACCAGUGGGCCGUGAGUGCCAGCUGGUGAUGGAGAAGGUGGGCGUGAUAGACCUCACUCCUUUUGGCAAGUUCACGGUGAAGGGCAAGGACUCUCACCAGCUGCUGGACCGCCUGUUUGCCAACACCAUGCCCAAGGUGGGCCAGACUAACAUCAGCCACAUGCUGACCCCCUCUGGCAGGGUCUACGCCGAGGUCACCAUCACCCAGUUGGCGCCCGGAGAGUUUUUGCUCAUCACCGGCUCCGGGUCGGAGCUGCAUGACCUCAGGUGGAUUGAGAGCGAGGUGGCGGCGGGCGGCUACGACGUGGACGUGGUGAAUGUGACAGACAACAUGGGUGUGAUGGGCAUCGCGGGGCCAAACUCCCGCAAGGUCCUUCAGAAGCUGACAGAGGAGGACAUGAGCGAUUCUGGGUUCAAGUUCCUGCAGUGCAAGUCCAUGCAGUUGGCCGGCGUGCCGCUUCGGGCCAUCAGAAUCUCUUACACCGGUGAGCUGGGCUGGGAGAUGUACAUGUGCCAGAAGGACAUGGCGGCCGUGUACUUGGCCAUCAUGGAGGCGGGCAAAGACGAGGGCAUCGACAACUUCGGCACCUACGCCAUGUCCUCGCUGCGGCUGGAGAAGGGCUUCCGGGGUUGGGGCGCUGAGAUGAACUGUGACACCAACCCUCUGGAGGCGGGGCUGGACUAUUUCAUCAAGCUCAACAAGCCCGCCGACUUCAUCGGCAAGGCCGCCCUCCAGGAGAUCAAAGCCAAGGGCCUGACCAGGAAGUUGUCCUACAUCGCGGUGGACACGCACGACAUCGACCCCGAGGGCAACGAGACGGUGUGGCACGACGGCAAGGUGGUGGGCAACACCACCUCCGGCGCCUACAGCUACAGCUCCCAGCAGAGCCUGGCGUUCGCCUACCUUCCCGUGGACCUGUGUUCCGUGGGCCAGAAGGUGGAGGUGGAGCUGCUGGGCACGAAGUACCCGGCCGCGGUCAUCCAGGAGCCCCUGGUCCUCACCGAGCCCACGCGGACCCGCCUGCAGAAGAAAGCCAAGAGCAAAGCAUAAUAAGUGCGACUGUGGUUUAUUUACAGGACCAUUCAAGGAUGACUCAACGGGGAACUGAAUCCUUAUUAUAUUAGAAGUGUUUUACAUGCAGUCUAAAGCGUAAAUACAGGCUAGCAAGAGUCAGCAAACAAUGGAGCAACUAAAAAACAUCCAAAAACCUCCAUCAACGUUUUAUAUGCACGCUGUAAGCAUAUAUGCAAUGUAGUGAUUUCUUUCCGAUCUGAUACCGAGUAAAAUUCAGGUUGGUAUCGGCGAUACCGAUCCCAUACCAACACUUUGUGCAAACAUACCUAAUUUGUCCGCUAAAAUUUAAAAAGUCGGAAUAUAUCUACAGCAUGAAUAAAGUCUAGUGAGUUAGUUAAUUAAAAACAUAAAAUGUUACUAGCUUAUGAAGCACCCCCCGCGACCCCAAAAGGGACAAGCGGUAGAAAAUGGAUGGACGGAUGGAUGGAAAUAUGACAACAACCAUAACAAACACUGUUAAAUAUGUUAAGUUAAAGUUAAAGUACCAAUGAUUGUCACACACACACUAGGUGUGGCGAAAUUAUUCUCCGCAUUUGACCCAUCACCCUUGAUCGCCCCCCUGGGGGGUGAGGGGAGCAGUGAGCAGCAGCGGUGGCCGCGCCCGGGAAUAAUUUUGGGUGAUUUAACCCCCAAUUCCAACCCUUGAUGCUGAGUGCCAAGCAGGGAGGUAAUGGCUCCCAUUUUUAUAGUCUUUGGUAUGACUCGGCCCGGGGUUUGAACCCACGACCUACCCAUCUCAGGGCGGAAUUUUUUUCCGGAUAUGGGAAAAAACAACAGUGAAAAUGUAAAAAAAAAUUAAAAAUUGGUAUAAUAUAUAAUUAAAAUAAUAUACUUAGUCACCUAUAAUGCAAAGCUGACACAUAUCUGUUUUUAGCAUUUUUUUUAUUAUAUAAAAACAACACCAAUAUGGCCGCCACAGACGUUGACUUCUCAGUAUGUGGCCCUUUGUCGAAAAAGUUUGGACGCCCCUGAACUAAAGUAUCGAUAUUUUGAUUUGAGAAUCAAUAUUAGAGCGUGAAGACCUGGUAUCGGCGGUAUCAAUAUUUCAGUACUGAUCCGCACGUCACUAACAGGCACUUUUAUAAUAAUAACAUGUAAUAUUGACAUGUUUUGCUCAUUUUUAAGCAUACGGCGGCAUAUUAUUUUCACUGAUGCAUCACAACGUUCGUUUCCCCACCCAACAACAACAACACUACUAUCAUGCAGACUUCACAAGACACAACAGAGACUACUUUGGGACAAAUGAUGAUGCAGAAACUUCUAUUUUUGAGCCUGAAUAUACAGAGGAUGAGGUACAAGUUUUAUAAGAUGACUAAACAGAUCCAGCAAGGCACAGUAUUGCCAAGUGCUGAACAAGAAACACAAACUACGAGCAUAAUAAAACAAUCACUUACUGUACAAUGUCUGCUCUCACUGGGAUGCCGACUGAUGGGGAGUUUAUAUAAUCAUAAUAGUCAAGAAGGUUUAAAAAAACA
Messenger RNA from Nerophis lumbriciformis (worm pipefish), 4156 nucleotides. Lineage: Eukaryota; Metazoa; Chordata; Actinopteri; Syngnathiformes; Syngnathidae. The record is from RefSeq and is a predicted model, not a curated record.